AGUUUCUGAUUUGAUUCAUUAGGAACCAUUUUGACUUCAAUUUCUCCAAAUCUUUACCUAAUAUUUAUUAUCAUCUUUACAAAAUUUCUGGUUCAAAAUCUUUCCUUGGUUGAAGUAAAUCAUCUUCAACUUCUCCACUCAAUUUCCUUCAAUUUUUGAUUCACCAGCAGCUCAAGAACCUCAAUCUACUUGAUAACUUCAUCAACUCACUAUGGAAACUCCCUACCCAAAACCCAUUUCUCCCACCAAGACCCGCGUCGGCUGGAUCGGCAUCGGCGCGAUGGGCGCAGCCAUGGCCUCUCGCCUUCUCUCCGCCGGCUACUGCCUCACCAUCUUCGCUCGAAACCCGUCAAAAGCCCUUCCUCUCCAAUCCAAAGGCGCCACUCUCGUGAACUCCCUCCACGACGUGGCUCGAUCGAGCGACGUCGUCUUCACCAUGGUGGGAAACCCACAAGAUGUUCGAUCCGUUGUCUUAGAGAACAACGGUAUUCUUUCCGGGCUAAACCCUGGUGCUGUACUCGUUGAUACUACUAGUAGCCAUCCUGCUCUUGCUCGAGAAAUCUUUAAAGCCACUCGUGAUAAAGAUUGUUGGGCUGUGGAUGCCCCAGUUUCCGGGGGUGACAUUGGCGCAAGAGAUGGAAAAUUAGCUAUCUUUGCGGCGGGUGAUGGCGGGGUUGUGGAGUGGUUAUCGCCAUUGUUUGAAGUAAUGGGGAAGCAUACGUAUAUAGGCAAGGCGGGGUGCGGGCAAAGCUGCAAAAUUGCUAAUCAAAUUGUGGUGGGAGCGAACUUGAUGGGGCUGAGUGAAGGACUGGUGUUUGCAGAGAAGGCGGGAUUGGAUGUGAGGAAGUGGAGAGAAUCAGUGAGGGGAGGCGCGGCGGGGUCAAUGGUGAUGGAGUUGUUUGGGGAGAGAAUGAUUGAGAAGGACUUUAGGCCAGGUGGGUUUGCAGAGUAUAUGGUGAAGGACAUGGGAAUGGGUGUGGAUGUAGUGGAGGAGAGCGAGGUUGAGAGAGUGGUGGUGUUGCCUGGUGCUGCAUUGGGCACGCAGAUGUUUUCGGCAAUGGUGGCGAAUGGAGAUGGGAAGUUUGGCACUCAAGGGCUUAUUUCUGUUAUAGAAAGGAUCAAUGGCAACCCUGAAAUGCUUGACCCUGGAAGAGGAGGACGUGCUCGCAGCAAGCGUCUUUGCCCUGCAACUUUUAAUACUUGCCCUCCGGUUCAACUUAUCUCACCGACUUCCUCAGUCACUGAGGCGCAGCAGCCCUUUGUUGCCCCUAAGGUCCCCUCUGAUUCUGAGAAUUUUGCUGAGUCUCACCUUGUGGCCAAUAUACCGAAGCAAUUUAACUCUGAGUAUAAGAAGAGAGAGAUCAAAUUUACAACUCUCCAAGAUUCUACCAAGAAUAAUAAAAACCAACCAACUCAAGCAGUUAGGAAAUGCAUGCAUUGUGAGAUAACAAGGACACCACAAUGGAGGGCAGGACCGUUGGGACCGAAGACCCUUUGCAAUGCAUGUGGUGUUCGUUACAAAUCAGGCAGGCUCUUCCCCGAAUACAGGCCUAGAGCCAGCCCAACAUUUGUUCCAUCCUUGCACUCCAAUUCCCAUGAGAAGGUUCUUGAAAUGAGAAGCAAAGGUGGUGAAAAACAUGCAAUGGGAGGGAUUGAGAAAAUGAUAACCAAUUCCCAGGAGCUGAUUUCUAAUAAGUAACAACCUUGCAUUGGAAUACAUUUGAGGGAUGGAAUGGUGGAAUUAGAAGCAGUAGGCAACCAAUAUUUUAGCUAGUAGAAGAGAAGAGAAGAGGACUGUAGUGAGACAACUGAAAAAAGGGUUAGAGAGAAAGGAAGUUUAAGGGUAGUAAAGUUUUAGAUUUAGUGAUGAGUUAGGCCCUUUAGGCCCUUUAGAUGUUGAGUUCUUGUGUUUCUGUCUUUUAUUUUUUGUAUUCUUUUUCUUGUUCUUCCUUUUCAAUGUUUAAAUUUUAG
Messenger RNA from Pistacia vera, 1971 nucleotides. RefSeq names its product probable 3-hydroxyisobutyrate dehydrogenase-like 2, mitochondrial. Gene Ontology annotation, biological process: regulation of DNA-templated transcription. NCBI's taxonomy places the organism in Eukaryota, Viridiplantae, Streptophyta, Magnoliopsida, Sapindales, Anacardiaceae. The transcript is spliced from 3 exons. Bases 212 to 1699 code for a protein of 495 amino acids. Gene Ontology annotation, molecular function: zinc ion binding; NAD binding; NADP binding. The record is from RefSeq and is a predicted model, not a curated record.